CACGUGAUCUAUUUAGCGAGAUGGCUCGCUUCUUCUAUUUUGCUGUUUUGAUAGCUCUGAUGAGGGUCUCAGAAGCUGCCAAAGGUGCAGUCAGUCUGGAUGUCCUAACAUUCGACAAGGUUAUUGCAGCGCACCCCGUAGUAAUCGUCAAGUUCGACAGGCAAUAUCCGUAUGGAGAGAAAGAGGAUCAUUUUAAGACGUUUGCUGAACGUGCCAGCUCUCGGAAAGAUCUCCUUGUGGCAGAAGUUGGCAUCUCAGAGUUCGGGGAGAAGGUAAACGAGGCACUGCGCGAGAGGUUUGGAGUCAACAAGGAUGACUACCCGGUGUACAAGCUGUUCUUGAAAGGUGACUCUGAACACCCGGUGACCUAUAGUGGUGAUGCAUCUGCUGAUGACUUGACUCGAUUCAUCAAAGUUGAAGGUGGAUUGUGGAUUGGGCUGCCUGGCUGUUUGGAGAGUCUCGACAAUCUUGCAGCUGCUUUUAUAGCAGGUGAUGAAAGCGUAAGAAAAGAGAACCUUGAUAAUGCGCGUUCAACUGCCGAGAAUCUGGAAAACGACGAGGAAAAAAAGAAUGCAAAAGUGUAUGUCAAAAUUAUGGAGAAAAUCUUGGAGAAGGGAGAUGAGUAUGUUACUUCCGAGAUGAAUCGUGUUAGAGGGUUGCUAGAAGGAAAAGUGAAAGAUGACAAGAAAGAAAUGUUUAAGAUUAGAAUUAACAUUCUCUCAUCAUUCCAAGUUACUUCGACAGGGACAAAAGAUGAACUUUAAUUACUAAGUUGGCUCGACAAUUGUGAAUUUCUUUGUUACAGGUUUUAGUUGUGUCUGACAGUAUUGGUUUGUUGUCUCUUUUGAACUCUUAUUACUGUGACUUGCUAUUGCAUAUUACAUAAGAGAAUCGCAUUGAAACAGCAAAGCAGGGGGAACAGGAGAGAAAUAUGCAAUUGCCAGUGUAGGAUAGUAUUUAUAUUGAAAGUAUUUAUUGACUAUGUGCAUAAUCAAUAAAUAUUUUUA
This is a messenger RNA of Corticium candelabrum, 1007 nucleotides long. RefSeq names its product endoplasmic reticulum resident protein 29-like. The record is from RefSeq and is a predicted model, not a curated record. Bases 21 to 764 code for a protein of 247 amino acids. Gene Ontology annotation, biological process: protein secretion. Gene Ontology annotation, cellular component: endoplasmic reticulum lumen; endoplasmic reticulum. The transcript has 2 exons. Lineage: Eukaryota; Metazoa; Porifera; Homoscleromorpha; Homosclerophorida; Plakinidae.